This is a messenger RNA of Eimeria necatrix, 1734 nucleotides long. RefSeq names its product EH protein, putative. The record is from RefSeq and is a predicted model, not a curated record. Gene Ontology annotation, biological process: endocytosis; endosomal transport. Lineage: Eukaryota; Apicomplexa; Conoidasida; Eucoccidiorida; Eimeriidae. The transcript is spliced from 13 exons. The coding region runs from base 1 to 1734 and encodes 577 amino acids. Gene Ontology annotation, molecular function: GTP binding; protein binding. Gene Ontology annotation, cellular component: plasma membrane; cytoplasm.
AUGAGCAGGUGGCUCUUCGGAAGCCGCAAGAGCGGCACCCAGCAGUCCGCCAGCGUUUACAAUGAUGUGAAGGCGGGUCUGCAAGCCAUGUACAAGAAGUACUUGUUGCCUCUUGAGUCGGAUUUCAAGUUUCAACAGUUUUAUUCUCCCCUUCUCACCGAUGGCGACUUCGCCGCGAAACCCAUGGUGAUGGUUUUGGGCCAGUACUCCACAGGAAAGACAACCUUUGUGCAACACUUGCUGGAAAGAGACUACCCGGGGCUUCGAAUUGGGCCUGAGCCAACGACAGACAAAUUCGUAGCAAUUAUGGAGGGAAGCACAGACCAGGUCAUUCCAGGGAACACGGCGGUGGUGGACCCCACGAAGCCUUUCAGCCAGCUGUCGAACUUUGGAAAUAUAUUUCUGCAGCGGUUUGAGUGUUCUUUGUUGCCUUGCGUGGUUUUGAAUGGUUUGACCCUAAUCGACACACCGGGGGUUUUGAGCGGCAACAAACAAACCUCCAGGGGUUAUGACUUUGAGGCAGUGGUCCAGUGGUUUGCGGAGAGGGUGGAUUUGAUUCUUUUGAUAUUUGACGCGCACAAGUUGGACAUUUCAGACGAGUUCAGGAGAUGCAUUAAUGCCUUGAGGGGCAAUGACACAAAAAUCCGCAUUGUUCUGAACAAAGCAGACAUGGUUUCUUAUCAGCAGCUGAUGAGGGUUUACGGGGCUCUCAUGUGGUCGCUUGGCAAAGUAAUAUCAUCUCCUGAGGUGGCAAGAGUGUACAUUGGCUCCUUCUGGAACAACCCGUUGCAAAACGACGAAAAUAGGAAACUGUUCGAGGCGGAGGCCAAUGACCUCUACUCAGACAUUGCUCGGGUUCCCCGCGACGCGGCCAUUCGGAAAUUGAACGAUUUCAUAAAAAGAGCCAGACUAGCAAAAGAGAAAUUGGCUUCUUUUGAAUGGAGCAAAAUCCCCCGGCUAGAUAUGAAGCAGCUCGAAGGACUGGAUAAUAUAAUUAGGACACAAAUUCCCAAGCUGAUGUCGCUGUGGGCCUCUGUGCCGCACACUGCAGCGGACGGCUCGCUGGUGGAAGGAAAAGUUUCUCCUUUUCUGGCUCUUACACAAAGUAGCACAACUCCUUCUUGGGCCAUAGACAAAUACCUGCAUCAACCAGUGGACGUAGAGCUCUACAGAGAGGAUUUCGAACGGAUUGGGCCUGACGCUUUGGGACGCGUUGACGGCUCCCAGGCGAAGGUGGACUUGGUGAAAAGCAAAUUGCCGAGUGGCAUUUUGCACAGGGUUUGGAACUUAGCCGAUUUCACCAGAGACGGCUACCUGGACUUGUACGAAUAUGCUCUGGCGCGGCGCUUUAUAGAAAUGAAGCUGCAGGGCCUCGAGCUGCCGGCCUCUCUGCCCCCCAACUUGCUGCCAGCUAAUUUCCAGCAGCAGCAGCAGCAGCAGCAGCAGACGCUGUCACAGACGUCAGCAGGCAGCAUCAGCAACCCACACGCAUUCAACUCCACCCCGUCGAGCGGCGGGGCUGCUCCGGGCAGCAGCUGGGCCCCCCAGACUUCAACAGGGCAAGGGUGUCCGGGUGCCCUGGGGGCCCCCGGCUCAGGGUCUCAGGGGGCCCUGGGUGGGGGCCCCCUGGGUGGGGGCUCCAUGGGGGGCCCCCAUGGGGACGACGCUGCCUCCUCUGGAGCUGUUUCUCACAGCGCCUCUGCAGAAAUAUCCUCGCAGAGUGCCUUUAUGUAG